GCGAAUUUGUAAGAAUAGAGCGUGAUCUACUGACAAAUUCGUGUGUUUUUAUCAUAUAUAACGAGCUUCAUAGUCCAGUCUUCUACUACCAGAAUGCACAUCAAACGCAUCACGCACUCAUCACAAACCACAUCACAACCACCAGACAUCAGCACAUCUUCACCUCACACUUCGUCGAUUUCACAUCAACACCGCCGCAAUGGAGAACCUCCCAUCCGACCACUUCCUCACCAGCCUCCAGUUCACCAAGAACGUCUACCAAGACGUGUACCCCUCCAUUGACCCCUCGAAGCCGGAGCUGUCUCUGGCCGGCAAGGUUGUCAUCAUCACCGGUGCCAGCCGCGGCAUUGGAGCCAGGGGAAUCGCUCCCGCAUUCGCCAAAGCCGGCCCGAAGGCCAUUGUGCUCGUGGCGACCAACGCGGAGAAGCUUGCGACGGUCGAGGGCGAACUCAAGGCCAUCAACCCCAAGGUCCAGCUCCUUUCCGUUGCGGCCAACAUCGCCGAUGUCGCGUCGGUGGACAAUUUGUUCGCACAGGUGAAGGCGACCUUUGGCCAUGCCGAUGUCCUCGUCAACAAUGCCGGUGUCAGCGUUGCCGCUGGAAACUUCCACGAGCAGGACAUUGACGUGUGGUGGUCCAACCAUGAAGUCAACGCCAAGGGCGCCUUCCUGCUCGCGCGGGGCUUCAUCAACGCGCUCCCGGACCCCUCCACCACGCCGGCGACCAUCGUCAACCUGACGACGGCGGCGGCGUGGCUGGUGCUGCCCAUCAUGUCCGGGUACGCGACCAGCAAGGUGGCGAGCCAGCAGCUGAUGACGCACCUGGCGGCGGGCUACCCCAACAUCACGGCCGUGUCGCUGCACCCGGGCUUCGUCGACACCGACAUGGUGCCCGACAGCUUCCGCCACUUCGACUUCGACUCGCCCGCCCUCGUCGGCGGCGCCGCCGUGUGGCUGGCCAGUGACAAGGCCAAGUUCCUGAGCGGCCGCGCCGUGGCCGCGCAGUGGAGCGUGGAUGAUUUGGUGGCUAGGGAGGACGAGAUUGUUAAGGGGGGCUUGCUGCGCAUGGAGAUGACGGGCAAGUACGGGGCCGAGCAGUUUCAGUAGGGAGGGGGUGUUGGUCUCGUCGUUGAGUGGGGGGUGGUUUAGCAGGGCACGAGUGUAGAGGGGGAGGUUGAGGUUGGGAAGAUU
Molecule: messenger RNA, 1189 nt
Organism: Chaetomium fimeti
Lineage: Eukaryota; Fungi; Ascomycota; Sordariomycetes; Sordariales; Chaetomiaceae
Exons: 4
Coding region: 200-1105 (301 amino acids)
Molecular function (GO): oxidoreductase activity, acting on the CH-OH group of donors, NAD or NADP as acceptor
Source: RefSeq, a predicted model, not a curated record